AUGUGUAAUGAAAUUUAUUUCAUCGGAGUGGAUGUGGGGUCAGGCAGUGUCAGGGCUGCCCUGGUAGAUCAAAAUGGACAUGUAAUGCAAACAUCUGUAAAGGAACUUCAUACAUGGAAACCAGCAGUUGAUUUUUAUGAACAAUCGUCAAAUAAUAUUUGGAAUAGUUGUGAAUUUGUCAUAAGGAAUGUGAUUACAAAUAUUAAACCAGAGUGUGUAAGAGGCAUUGGUUUUGAUGCAACCUGUUCCCUAGUAGUUUUAGAUAAGAAUGGAAAUCCAAUAUCAGUCAGCAAUUCAAAUAAUGAAGAACAAAAUGUAAUAAUGUGGAUGGAUCACAGAGCCCAAGCUGAAGCAGAAUUCAUAAACAAUAAGGGCCAUGAAAUUCUUAAAUAUGUUGGAGGAAAGGUGAGCCUGGAAAUGGAAAUGCCAAAACUUCUCUGGCUGAAAAAAAAUCUUUCACACAAAUGGGCAGAAUUUGGAUAUUUUUUCGAUUUACCAGACUUUCUCACAUGGAAAGCAACUGGAUCGCAAAGUCGAUCGCUAUGUUCCCUUGUUUGCAAAUGGAAUUAUGAGUGUUCUACUGAUGGAAAAAAAGGAUGGAAUGAAAAUUUUCUACAUAGUAUAGGCUUGGGAGAGUUAGUGGAGCAUGACUACAAGAAAAUUGGCAACCAAGUUUUGAUGCCAGGAGAAAAAUGUGGUGGAUUGAAGCCUGAUAUUGCAAAAUCCCUUGGUCUUGUUCCUGGCACUGCUGUAGCCACAUCCAUUAUAGAUGCACAUGCUGGUGGUCUUGGAAUGAUUGGUACUAGUGGUGAAAGUAUUGACAGAAACAUGUCAACAAGAUUUAGCUUGAUAUGUGGUACAUCCACAUGUCAUAUGGCUGUUAAUAGGAACGCAGUUUUAGUUCAGGGUAUUUGGGGUCCUUAUUUCAGUGCAAUGGUACCCAAUAUGUGGUUAAAUGAGGCAGGACAAAGUGCAUCUGGUAUGUUAUUAGACUAUGUUAUCUCUAGUCAUCCAGCUGGAAUUCGGUUGUUGAAGAAAUAUAACACUGGAGAAGUGCGUAAUCAUUUGCGAGAAUUAUUAGCAAAAAUAGCGAAACGACAACAACUCAACGAUGUGUGCUUUCUGACCAAAGAUUUUCACAUUUGGCCCGAUUUUCAUGGAAACAGGUCGCCGUUAGCAGAUCCUUCUUUAAAAGGGAUGAUUUGCGGACUUACGAUCAAUGAUAGUGAAGAAAACCUGGCUUUAUGCUAUUUAGCAACAUUACAGGCUUUGUCGUACGGUACGCGCCAUAUAAUGGAUGCGCUCAUAUUGGCAGGAUAUAAACCAUUUAAAUCACUGCUCAUCUGUGGAGGUAUAUCAAAAGAUCCACUUUUUGUACAAACACAAGCUGAUACCGUGGGCUUGCCAAUACUGAAGCCGCAUGAGACCGAGUCAGUUCUUCUCGGUUCUGCAAUCUUAGGAGCAUGCGCUUCGCAGUAUUUCAAUAAUGUUCAACAUGCAAUCGAACAUAUGGGAGGACCAAUUGAAGUACAGAGCAAUUAUGAAUUAGUUACAUUUCUUUAUUGA
Messenger RNA from Parnassius apollo (apollo), 1566 nucleotides. Lineage: Eukaryota; Metazoa; Arthropoda; Insecta; Lepidoptera; Papilionidae. The record is from the annotation of a GenBank genome assembly.